CAUCAUCAUGAUGAACAUAUCUAAACUCACUCCUUGGUUUCUUUUCUUGUCUCUGAUUCUUCUAUCAGAUUACAAGGUAAGAGGGUCGAUUUCUCCAUCUAGCGAGCGGCCACAAGAAGGUGGUAUUUUUGGUUUCAAACCUAAAGCGUUGUUUGUGUUCGGAGACUCGUACGCAGACACAGGUAACACACCUUUGAUUGCUGCCUCGUGGAGGUUUCCCAACGGAAUCACUUUCCCGGGAAAGCCUACCGGGCGGUUUACCGAUGGUCGUGUCUCCACUGAUUAUCUAGCGAAGUAUAUUGGACUUAAGACGCCGAUCGUAUACAAAUGGGGCAGAUACGGACAACCGAAAGGACUAGUAAAAAAAGGAAUGAAUUUCGCAUUCGGUGGAGCCGGCGUCUUUGAGACAAUGUUCAAAAUAGUCCCUAACGCAAGUGUGCAGAUCGAUUCCUUAGAACGACUCAUCCGGAGAAAAGUUUAUUCACCGGCCGAUCUCAACUCCUCCGUCGCUUUCUUCAGCAUAGUUGGCAAUGACUACCUUACUUACGACAGACGCAACGGUUCUGAACAGGGUCGUCCAGCACUUAUCAGGAGAGUUGUGAAACAGAUUUUGUUGGAUGUGAAGCGAAUUAAGGAUUUGGGAGUGAGAAAGGUGUUGGUGGCUCUAUCGCCGCCGCAAAAAUGUUUGCCGUUGCUUGCCACUCCUAGAGGCUGUGACACUAACGACACCUCGACCAACCUUCACAACAGUCUUCUCCGUGAAGGACUGACAAAACUAAACGAUGAGAAGAUUAACAAAAAUGCUAAAAGUUUCAUCAUGUUUGAUCUCCACAAUGCUUUUGCGACCAUAUUCAAGAACAAAGGAGUUCCAGGUGUUUCGACAUUUCUGGAACCAUUGAAGGCAUGUUGUCCAACAAAACGAGGCAAAUCUUGUGGAGAUGUAGGCUUGAAUGGUGAAAAGUUGUACAGUCUUUGUAAAGAUCCAAAAUCAUUCUUCUUUUGGGACAAUGUUCAUAUCACUGACCAAGGAUGGCGUUCUGUAUUUUCUCUUCUUUUACCUGAUUCACAGUUUUGAAGUACAUAGAUCAUAUAUACAACAAUUAUCAUUAUAAGGAUAUAUGCGAUUAAUGAAUUUUCUUUUAUAAUU
This is a messenger RNA of Capsella rubella, 1147 nucleotides long. RefSeq names its product GDSL esterase/lipase At2g36325. Gene Ontology annotation, molecular function: hydrolase activity, acting on ester bonds. NCBI's taxonomy places the organism in Eukaryota, Viridiplantae, Streptophyta, Magnoliopsida, Brassicales, Brassicaceae. The record is from RefSeq and is a predicted model, not a curated record. Bases 8 to 1075 code for a protein of 355 amino acids. The transcript has 5 exons.